GCGGUUUCCCUGGAGACCGGGCGGAAGCGGCCGGAGGCGGCCGGAAGCAGCGCGGCGGCGGCCCCGGCGACAUGGAGCAGCGGCGGGCGGGGCCCGCGGAGGAAGCGGGCGGCGACGAGGCGGCGGAGGCUGGGGAGGCGGGCUGCAGCCCCGCGGCGGCCGCGCCAGAGGAGCCCGGCGGCCUCGUGGUGCCCGAAGGAGGCCCUCCAGCCAGAGUCAUAGUUCACGUGGACCUGGAUUGCUUUUAUGCACAAGUAGAAAUGAUCUCCAACCCCGAACUGAAGGGCAAACCUUUAGGCGUUCAGCAGAAAUAUUUGGUAGUUACCUGCAACUAUGAAGCUAGGAAACUUGGAGUUAAGAAACUAAUGAAUGUCAGAGAUGCAAAAGAAAAAUGUCCACAGCUGGUAUUAGUUAAUGGAGAAGACUUGACUCGUUACAGAGAGAUGUCAUAUAAGGUUACAGAGUUGUUGGAAGAAUUUAGUCCAAUUGUUGAGAGACUUGGAUUUGAUGAAAAUUUUGUGGAUCUAACAGAAAUGGUUGAGAAGAGACUACAGCAACUUCAAAGUGAUGAACUUUCAGCACUGACUGUGUCAGGUCAUGUUUAUAAUAAUCAGUAUAUAAACCUGCAUGACAUCUUGCACAUCAGAUUACUUGUUGGAUCUCAGAUUGCAGCAGAGAUGCGGGAAGCCAUGAAUAAUCAACUGGGUCUCACUGGCUGUGCUGGAGUGGCUUCUAAUAAAUUAUUGGCAAAAUUAGUUUCUGGUGUUUUUAAACCAAAUCAACAAACAGUCUUACUACCUGAAAGUUCUCAAGUUCUCAUUCAGAGCUUGAACCAUGUAAAGGAAAUGCCUGGUAUUGGCUAUAAAACUGCCAAACGUCUUGAAGCUCUGGGUAUCAGUAGUGUGCAUGAUCUUCAAACCUUUUCAUCCAAAAUAUUAGAAAAAGAAUUAGGAAUUUCAGUUGCUCAGCGUAUCCAGAAGCUCAGUUUUGGAGAGGAUAACUCUCCUGUGACACCCUCAGGACCACCUCAGUCCUUUAGUGAAGAAGAUUCAUUUAAAAAGUGUUCAUCAGAAGUCGAAGUUAAAAAUAAGAUUGAAGAACUACUUGCCAGUCUCUUGAACAGAGUAUGCCAAGAUGGAAGGAAGCCACAUACAAUCAGAUUAAUAAUCCGUCAAUAUUCAUCUGAGAAUCACUGUAGCCGUGAGAGUCGUCAGUGCCCUAUUCCAUCACAUAUAAUUCAGAAGUUGGGAACAGGAAAUUGCGAUGUGAUAACCCCAAUGGUUGGUAUACUUAUGAAACUUUUCCGAAAUAUGGUAAAUGUGAAGAUGCCGUUUCAUCUUACUCUUUUAAGUGUGUGCCUCUGUAACCUUAAAGCACUAAAUACUUCUAAGAAAGGGACUAUUGAUUAUUAUUUGACACCAUCAUUAUCAACAACUUCACGGUCUGGCAAGCGCAGUUUUAAAAUGAAAGACAGUCAUAUGGAAGAUUUUCCCAAAGACAAAGAAACAAAUUGGGAUUUUCUACCAUCUGGAAGAAUUGAAAGUACAAGAACUGGGGAGGCUCCACGAGAUACUGCAGACAGUGAUGAAUUCCCACUCUGCUCACUUCCUGAAGGUAUUGACCAAGAAGUCUUUAAGGAGCUUCCAGUAGAUAUUCAAGAAGAAAUCCUUUCUGGAAAAUCUGGAGAAAAAGUUCAAGGCAAAGGAAGUUUGAAUUGUCCAUUACAUGCCUCUAGAGGAGUAUUAUCUUUCUUUUCUACAAAACAAAUGCAAGAUAGUCCCUUAAAUCCUAAAAAUCAUUUAUCCAAUAGUAAACAGAUAUCGUCUGUAUCUUCCUGUGAACCAGGAACAUCAGGUUUAAAUAGCAGUAAUUCCUCUUCUCCAUCUAGCCAAAAGAAUUAUUCACAUUAUAUAGACAGUAGAUUACAAGAUGAACGAAUGAGUCAAGGACCUAAAGAAUCUCAAGGAUUUCAUUUCUCAAAUACAAACCCUGCUGUAUCUAUUUUCCAUUCAUUUCCAAAUUUGCAGAGUGAGCAACUUUUCUCCAAGAACUGCUCUACAGAUAACCAUAAGGAACCAGUAGUGACAGUCUCUCAUCAUGAAGGACUUAAAGAAAAUAGAGAGCAAGAUUCUAGUGAUGAGAAAAUUACCUUUCCUUCUGACGUUGAUCCUGAAGUUUUCUAUGAACUACCAGAAGAGGUACAAAAAGAGCUGUUGGCAGACUGGAAGAGAGCAGGAUCAGAUUUCCACAAUGUACAUAAAUAAGCACGUUCAGAAAAAAGGUCUAAAAAGCAAAGGAAAGGCCAUUGUUCUCAGAUUUAGCAGUUUAUUAAGCGCCUCUAAAUUAAACACUAAUAGAGAUUCAAUAAUGUAGAAAUUCCAAUAUAAAAUGUUCCAGAUAAAAGCAAGUCUAGUUAUGGGAAGUAAAUUCUGACAAAGCAUAACAAUAUUCAUAACAGAAGAAAUAAUGUAAAAUUAUCUUAUUUCUAAAGCUGUUUUAUAUUGCUUUUCAAUAAAAAUAAUAUCAUGGUUAGUAUUAGUACAUUUCCCAUAAAUCGGGAGGGGUGGUGGGGGAAGACAUACAUCUGUGUGUAAAACAUAGACUAACAAAUCAUUGCUGUGACAUAGCAAAGAACAAUUUUUUUUUUUCUGUGAAAUAGGGAAUGGCUCAAGAAAUUCAGCCCGUUAGGAAACUUCCAGAUAAGAAAUUCUGCCAACUACUAAAAAUACAGAUAUCUAUGACUGAAGUAUUGUGUACCAUUUAAUAAUCUGAUUUAAAAAAAAAUACCAAAGCAAUGUAUAUGCAACUAAUGCUUCUGAGUAUACACCAGAAUCUGCUACAGUGACUAGUACAGAGGAGGCACUCAGUGAGUAUCGAAUGCAUGGUGUGGCAGGGGCCAGUGCAAAGUUGGGCAGGAGUGUGUAUGUUGUAGACAGUUAGAAGGAACUCUCCAUCCAGGAAAUUAAGGGAAGGAUGGACACCAGAAAGGCACUGUGAUAGGUUUUUCAGAAUGUAGGUAAUAGAAGAAGUCCAUUUCCUUUGGGCUGGUCUAUAAGGUUUUCAAAUAAUGAUUAGAUGUUUUUGCAUCUUCUUAUUUUUGGAGAUGAGAUUAAGGAUGUCAUACCCAAAUCAAAUGUAUACAAUCACUAAAUCGAUAGGUGUUCUCUUUUUCCCAAGUUUCUAGAACACAUCAAAGUAUACCUCAGCACUGAUUUAGAAGAGUCCUGUUCUCAGGUUUAUAACCUUGCAGAUAUAAUCUAGUUGCAGAUAUAAUCUAAAGAAAAGACAAUAAAAAUGAAGUAUACAAAUGUGAAUAAAUAGUAAUGUAAAGAUACCUUCUUUUAGGUAAGAAGUUUUAAUUUAGUUUUAGAUUUCUUGAAAUUUGAAAAUUCCCUAACCAAGGAUUUUUAACAGGGAGUUUGGGGUUAUCAAAAACAGUAAUUUGGAGCAAGAGCCUCAAGAGUUAUUUAUAUGCAAAUAUUUAGUACUCUGGGUCAAGGAUUAUGAAUUCUCUACAUGUUGCAUACUGGUAAGGUUGUUAAACUGAUAAAGUAUAUUACUUUAGAUAAUAUAUUUAAAUUUUUUUCUAAGAAUCCUUGUAUUAUUUCAGCUGAAAUUAUUAAACAGAAAGGUGUUUUUUUUUUUUUUAAAGGUUAAGAGUAAAACAAUUUUGGCCAGUUUAAAAAGAGAAAAGUGGAAGUGCAGUUUCUGAAAUGAGGAUGCAGAGGUAUUAUUACAGCCUUGUCACUCAUCCUGUGGCUUUAAAUUACCUUUUCAACAUCUUUGUGCCUUUGCAUUCUGACAGUUUACCUUUUAUUUCCAUCUCCUUUUAAUCGUAUUAUUUUCCUUUGGUAUUCCACAGAUUAACUAUAGUGUUUGGAGAUGUGAAUUUCCUUUUUUCCUAAGUAUAUAUACUGGCUUCCACUUUCUUUCAAUUCAUGUUAAUUCUUUAAGAUAUUUGACUACUGGUUCCUCAGAUACUGCUUUUCUGUUCUUCUAGGACUCUGCACAAAUGAUGGACUUUCUUAUUCCAUCCUUCACAUCCCUUAAUCACAUCAUUCUCGGCAUCUUGUUUAUCUGCUGCAUUUUGGUUAAUUUCAUCAGCUCUGCUCUUGUUCAUUAAUUUGUUUUUCAGCACUAUCCAAUCUACUGUUUAUUUUUUAUUUUUUAAAAGAUUUUAUGUAUUUAUUCAUGACAGACGCACAGAGAGAGAGAGAGAGGCAGAGACACAGGCAGAGGGAGAAGCAGGCUCCAUGCAGGGAGCCCAAUGUGGGACUCAAUCCUGGGAUUCCAGGAUCAGGCCCUGGGCUGAAGGCGGCACUAAACGGCUGGGCCACCAGGGCUAUCCCUGAUCUACUGUUUAAAAUCCUAAUGAUGCUUUUAAUAAUUAUAUUUUCAUUUCAUUUUUUUCUGAUCUUCCCAUUUAUUCAUUGUAGCCUCUUAUAAGUCUGUUUCUAAUUUUUAAAAACUCAUUCUGUUUUUGAUCAUUUUAAUAUUUUCAGUGUUUGUAAGUCUGUUUUUGGAUAUUGUUGUGUGCCAUUUUAGCCUGUUUCCUGGAGUGUGCUGCUGAGCUUAGUUUGUGGGAAGACAAAAGACCUAAUCUGUGCAUGCUUCCCUUCAGAUAUGAUUUGCAUCUGCUUCCAGUGAGUCAGUAUGAACUCAUUUGGUAUCACUGGAGCCCCUUGAAGGGUCCUUCCUGCAGGCAGUUGUCUUAGUUUGUCUUAUUUUCAGCUCCCCGACCUUGCUCCUGUCCCAAAGUUUUGUUUCCAGAGGUCAAUUGCAGGCUGCUGUCAGCAUUUGCGGUCAGGUGAACCCCGCCUUUCAAGUUUGCUUUUUGCCUGAUACCUUCCGAUGUUUUCCUGCUUGUUUCAGCUCAAUUUUUGCCCCUUUGAUUGUAGGGGAUUGGGACCUGGAGAUUUCCUUUGUAUAGUUCAACCAACAAUGAAUUAAAAAGUCUUUUUUUCUCCAGAAUCUAGUGUUUUGUAUUGGAGGAACUCUUUUUUUUAGAAUUUUAUUUAUUUAAUUGAGAAAGGGAGAGCACAAAGCAGGGGGAGCAGCAGAGGGAGAGGGAAAAGCAGACUCCUUGCUGAGCAGGGAGCCUGAUAUAGGACUCGAUUCCAGGACCCAGGAUCAUGACCUGAGCUGAAGGCAGAUGCUUAAUCCACUGAGUCACCCAGGGGCCCCACUAUUAGAGGAACUUUUUUUUUUCUUGGUUAUUUUAAACAAUUUUUAUAUGUACUUUUUUAUUGGAGUUCAAUUUGCCAACAUAUAGUAUAAACAAUUCAAUCAUGAAAUGGGCAAAAGACAUGAACAGAAAAGUCACCAAAGGAGACACACACAUGGCCAACAAGCACAUGAGAAAAUGCCCCGUAUCACUGGUCAUCAGGGACAUACAAAUCAAAAGCACCAUAAGAUCCCACCUCACCCCAGUGAGAAUGGGGGAAAUUAACAAGACAGGAAACCACAAAUGUUGGAGAGGAUGUGGAGAAAGGGGAACCCUCCUGCACUGUUGGUGGGAAUGUGAACUGAUGCAGCCACUCUGGAAAACUGUGUGGAGGUUCCUCAAAGAGUUAAAAAUAGACCUGCCCUACGACCCAGCAAUUGCCCUGCUGGGGAUUUACCCCAAAGAUACAGAUGCAGGGAAACGCCGGGACACCUGCACCCCUAUGUUUCUAGCAGCAAUGUCCACAAUAGCCAAACUGUGGGAGGAGCCUCGGUGUCCACCAACAGAUAAUGGAUAAAGAAGAUACAAUUGGAGGAACUCUUAAGAGUAUUUGUCCUACAAUAAUGCAAAAGUGCAAAUCUGGUGGGAUUCAUUUUUUCCAUAUUUUCUACUUUUUUCUCUUUUUCUAUGCUAUGCUUUUUCAUCCUUUUUUGGAUUACUUGAAUUUUCAAAAUAUAUUUUCCCUUGACUGAUUUAAAAUGUAAACAUUUUAAGUACUUCUGAUUACCCUUUUAAUAUGUGUGGGUGCUUGUUUGGCUGAGGUCAUGAUAUCCGGGUCCUAGGAUCAAGCCAGCAUUGGCUCCCUGCUCAGUAGGGAGUCUGCUUCUCCCUCUGCCCCUCCCUCUGCCCCUUUCUCGGCGCCUGUGCAUGUGCUCUCUCUCUGAAAUAAAAUCUUCAAAAAAAAAUUUAACAUGCCUAACAUCCAAAAAUAGCAAACAUAUGUGCUUUCUUUCUAAACAACAUAAAGAUGUUAAAAUAUGUUAAUUUUAAUCAAUUCCUCUACUUCAUUAGCUUCCAAAUUGGAUAUUAUUGGUAUUUUAUAGAGUUAAUGUUUAGGUUUGCACACAGGAUUAUCUUUUUCUUUUUUUAAAUUGCAUCUCAGGCAUUCAUUCCUUCAAAGUAGAAUUCACUUUCUAAAAUUGUGUCUUUAAAACUGGAUUUUGAACUGAUUUCUUUGGGCUGGGCUGUUUUGAGAGGUUCACUUUUAUCUUUGGAGAUCUGCAGUUCUUAUAUGUCUAGCUACAGAUUUCUUAUGUUUGGGAUUUAGUUGCUUUCUGAAUCUGCAGAUUUAUGUCUUCAUCAAAUCUGGAUUAAUUUCAAUAUUUAAAAACAUUUUAUCGUGAAAUUUAUAUACAGAAAAGUGCAUACGUAAGUUAAUGGGUAAUUAUAAGCAACAACUGUUUAACUUGGUCGAGAAAUAAAACAUAUCAAGUGAUCAGGAA
Nyctereutes procyonoides (raccoon dog) is the source of this 6666-nucleotide messenger RNA. RefSeq names its product DNA polymerase iota-like. Gene Ontology annotation, molecular function: DNA-directed DNA polymerase activity; damaged DNA binding. NCBI's taxonomy places the organism in Eukaryota, Metazoa, Chordata, Mammalia, Carnivora, Canidae. Gene Ontology annotation, biological process: translesion synthesis. Bases 72 to 2264 code for a protein of 730 amino acids. The transcript has 10 exons. The record is from RefSeq and is a predicted model, not a curated record.